UUUUUUUAAUUUCUUUUUUUCCCUCCCCUGUUUCCUUCCCUUCUUCCGCUUUCUUCUCCUUCUUCCCAGCCCUCUCCCGAUGCUGCUCCGGGGGACUGAUGGAGGGGAGCCCGCCCGCUGAGGCGCGGCGCCUGCCGCGGCCCCCCAAGCAGCACAGCCCGAGCGGCCGCAGCGCUGCCCCGCCGGAGCGGCCCGAGCCCGCCCCCGGCCCCCACGCCGUGCUGGAGAGCAAGGUGAAGGCGCUCAAGGAGAAGCGGGGCGGACGGUCCGGGACCUCCGCGGCUGCCCCCGAGCGCCCCUCGCCCAAGAAGCCGCGGCCCCGGCGGGGRAAGGCGGGCGUGGAGSCGGCGGCGCUGGAGCCGCGGGCKCAGCUCCGGACCUACCUGACGGACGGGCUGCUGGACGGAGGGGAGCCGCUGCCGGACAGCCCCCCGGCCCCCCGAACCGGCACCCCGGGGCUCUGGCGGGUCCCGGCASCCAGGGGAGAUGUGCUCGGAGGCCCCGAGCUGCCCCCGGACAAGGGCAGCAGGUCCUGGCGCUCUGCCUCCCUCCAUGAGAGACCCUCCGUGGGGGAAGAGGYGCGGACCCCGCCGCGGGACCGGAGGGGUCCCUCUGUGUCCCCUCCCACGGCCGAGAGCUGGGAGAGGCUGUCGCUGGCUGAGCGGGUGGAGAGGAACCGGCGGCUGCUGCAGGAGGUGCUGGGCCUCGSCGCACCCGAGAUGCCGGCGAGUGACGGGGACUGGGACUCAGGGGUCUCGCUGCAGGACGCCGAGGGCUGCAGGGCCUUUGUCCCCGGGCAGGAUCUCGAGCUGAGCCCGCGGCACGAGCAGGCCAAGCAGCUGCUGCAGCGCGCCCGCAUGAAGGCUCGGACGAACCCCCUGCGCGCCAGCCACGACAUCCUCCUGCUCCCCGCCGCCGYCCCGCACCCCAGGGAGCCCAGCGGGAGGCUGAGCGUCGCUCCGCGGGACGGCGGCAGCCUGAGCGACUCGUCCAGCGGGGAGUCGAGCUGCGGGCGGCCGCGGCGGCCGCGGGGACCGUCCCCAUCCCGCGUCCGCUUCGAGGACGAGUCGGCCCGGGACGCCGAGGUGCGCUACCUGGAGCGGCUGCAGCUGCGGCACCGGCGGGCGCUGGGCUCGGCGCUCCCCUCGCCGGAGCCGGCCGGCAGCAGGCAGCCGGGGGACGGGGCUGGCCAGCCCAAAGCCCGCAGUGGCGACCUCGUGGCCGGGGGCAAAUGCAGCGCCUGCGGCUCCUUCCUCGGUGCCGCCGCCGGCCGGGGCACGGACACGCAAGCUGCCCCCGACGCGGUCAGAAGUAGCCCCGCGGCACAAAGAAGCGUCCCGGGGGAGGGCAGAGGGCCGAGCCCCGCCCAGACGGAGCCCAAAAUCAGACCUCUGGGCCCCGGAGGGUCCCCGCUGUGGAUCCUGCCCUCCCGGCAGCGCAUCCACACCGAGAAGAUCAAGGAGACUUACAUCGGGGAUGUCACCUACAUUGAUGAGGUGGACUCRGCCCUGGAGAGCACCGACACGUCCGACGGCUGCCGGACGGACAGCGAGGAGGCGGGACCCCGCAGCCCCCACCUGCGGGGGCACCGCGACCCCCGGACUCGCGGGCACAGAACUCCCCGUGCCGCCCCGCAGCCGGAGGCGAGGCCCAGGAAGGGGACGGGUGUGGCCAGCGGUGGCCCCGGUGCCAAGGAUGGGGACUCGAGUACUGCCACAAAACAAACGGGGGCUGUUUGCCCCCCUCCACCGGGAAGAACCAGGGAAGACGGGGAACCCCAUCRGCAUCUGGGGGACAGCAAGGGAGUGGGAAACACCGCUCGUCCCUUGCAGCAGCCCAACGAGCCCCAGGAGCCUUCCCCACAGCUGAGRACCAGCACCCCCAUUCCAGGCACCCACGUCCCUGCUCCCCCUCCUACCAAGAAGGCCUGCUCUCAGGUGCCUUGCAGGAAAGCCCUGUUCUGCAGCAGCAGCCGCCAGGCAUCAAGCCAAGGAGCCCGGGGCCCAGAGCCAGAUGCUGGCAGUGCCACCCCAGCCCAGCCCGGGGACACRGCAGGGCCAAGUGAGCGGCGGAGUCCCUGCAGCCCCAGGUGGCUCCCGAGGAGCCCCCUCCGUGCCUUGUCCACCAACAACUGCAACAACACCCACGGGCAGGACGCCCCGGGGACGGACAGAGGGGCACUGUCACACCCUGCCGCCAGCCCUGUCACCCCCGUGCCCCAGGAGGCUGCUCGUCCUGCUGGGGAAGGUGCCGGGACACCGGGAGCGCAGCAGCAGCCGGCUGGGAACACAGCACACGGGGAGCCGGGGCGGCCCGUGAGCCGCAAGGGCAGCAGCGCUUCGGCCUCGGGGCUGAAGAAGCUCCUGUGCAGCCUGAGCCAGAGCACCAAGCAGCGCCUGGGCCGCUUCCGCUGCUACAGCAUGGAGCAGCUCCCGGCCCCUGGCGGCUCCCCACCGGCUGACCCCGGCGUCAAGAAAUCACCAUCCCUGCAGUCCCUGCAGCUGGUGUCGCCCUUCUGCCAGCCCCAAAAAGCCGCCUCUAUCCAGAGCCUGCAUCCWCAGCUGGGCAAGGCAUCCCGCGCCAGCGCCUACCUCCUGCCCCAGACCACGGCUGACAGGAAGGGGGGCUCAGGGCCGCGGCGCUCGCUGAGCGUGGAGGACAUCGGGGCKCCCGGCCGGCUGCGCGCGGUGGGGCGCGUGGUCGAGGUCUUUCCUGAUGGCACCAGCCAGCUGGARCUGCAGMGACCCCCCCACGGCGCCUUUGGGUUCUCCGUCACCUCCGGACACGGCCGGCCCGACACAGGUGUCUACGUGCAGGAGAUGGUGGAUGCCGGCACGGCCAAGCUCUAUGCGGGGCUCCUGGGUGUGGGGGACGAGAUCCUGCAGGUCAACGGUGCCACCGUCUCAGGGCUGGGGCUGGCCCGCAUCCGUGAGCUGCUGCUCCAGGCAGACACCCUGUCCCUCCGCGUGCUCCGGCACCGCCCGGCGCCACGGUAGCCCUGGCACGGCUCCUGCGAAGCCCGCCGGGAUGAGGUCCCAGUGAUGUCCCAGGAUGGCAGAAUGACACGGCACGGACCAAGCUGCAGUGCCAGGACCUGCACAUGCUCCACUGCAGUGGGGGCAGGUGGCUUUCCUGGCCCCGUGUGGGCCCAGGGACUCCCCAGAGUCUCCAGGAGCUGCCCAACUGUGGGGACAGGGGACAGCCCUGAACUGGGUAUAUCUGUCCUGCUGGGCACUGGGGUGAGCAGCAGGGGGACACCCCAUCUCCRUGACCCCAGGUCCAGAGGGCUCCCUACCAGCACUGCCACUCUGUGCUGGAGGGCUGGUAGGGUUCUUUUAARUUAUUUCAAACUGAAACUCAAAAAUAUAUCUCUGCAAUAACAAAACAGUGCCCUUAGCUUGUGGCAUAGAGGGGCUGGGGUGGCACUUGCUGGCAUGGGGCCUUUGCUACUUGUUUUGCCAUGGCCCUGCUGCUCCACCAGCUACCUCCUGACCACGUUGUGCUGCUGGGGGGCCCUGGGCAGGCAGAUGGGGGGCUCAGCCACCUGUAGGACUUCUUGGGGAAUUUGAGGGGCUUUUUCCACUCAUAGAAGGCAAAACACAUCCUUGGAAUGCAUCCCUCCAGCAACAGUGGCAUGGCAGCAAUGGCUGCCCUCUGUACCUUGGUGCCCCAAUCUGGGUACGGCUGCCUGCUGCAUCUCCUGUAUCUGGGCACACCAUGCUGACAUGACCCCGAAAACGGCAGCUGCUGCUUAUGCCUCAAAAGCCAGGAAGGUGAUGCCUGCCAAAUGCUGCUGGGAGAGCUUUUCCCACUCCCAGGUGCCAGGAGACCCGCAGCUUGUCACGGGAGUAAGAGUCAGGCAAGAAAGAUCAGAGAGCUG
This is a messenger RNA of Malurus melanocephalus (red-backed fairy wren), 3880 nucleotides long. RefSeq names its product KIAA1614 ortholog. The record is from RefSeq and is a predicted model, not a curated record. Lineage: Eukaryota; Metazoa; Chordata; Aves; Passeriformes; Maluridae. Gene Ontology annotation, molecular function: protein kinase C binding. Gene Ontology annotation, biological process: regulation of cellular localization; establishment or maintenance of cell polarity; centrosome cycle. Gene Ontology annotation, cellular component: apical plasma membrane; nucleus; cell cortex. The coding region runs from base 99 to 2996 and encodes 965 amino acids. The transcript has 10 exons.